CGACAAUUACCAAGCUCGGGCCCGGCCGGGGGGCGGCUGCGGGGUUUGGGCCGUCUCUACCCCUUCCUUGCCGUGGCCGAGGACGGAGCGGGACGGAGAACGCCAGUAAGGUCAAAUUCGCAUCGUGGGGAAUAUAUAUUGCAAGCGGGGCCCGAAACCUUUCUGUGCUAUGUUCUCAAGCCUUGCAAAGCGCGCUUCUCCGGUCUUCGUUCGAUCAGCAUUGAGUAGUCGCCCGCCCCAGCUUCUUGUCCGUCGGAUCGCUUGCCCUGUCCACACCAUGUCUGCCACUCCGGUGUUUACCAAGAAUGCAGCUCCGCCUGCUGGCCCUUACUCCCAGGCCAUCAAGACCCCCAACGCUAUCUACUGCUCGGGCCAGAUCCCCUGCAAUGCGGAGGGCACCUUAAUUGAGGGCACUAUUCAGGAGAAGACGGCCGCUUGCAUAGGCAACCUGAAGGCCGUUCUGGAGGAGGCCGGCUCGUCCAUCGAGAAAGUGGUCAAGGUCAACAUCUUCUUGACGGACAUGGCCAACUUUGCCAGCAUGAACGAGGAGUACGCCAAGUGGUUCGUCCACAAGCCCGCCCGUAGCUGCGUCGCCGUGAAGCAGCUUCCCAAGGGUGUUGAUGUUGAGAUCGAGUGCAUCGCCCUUCCUUAGUUGCUAAGGGGGAGAGAUUAGAAGCUCGGGCGGCACAAUGUGCAUAGCCGACUUGAAAAACUGGCAAAACCUCAAAAAGUUUAUUCUUUGCCUCCUCAUACCCGUACGUCCCGAGUUCCCCUCCAACAAGCGGGAUCUCGGCUCCUUGCGAAUCUUUGUUGGGUUCGAUGGACGGUGGAAUGAUCAAGUGGUCAAGACGAACCGCGCCAUAGCAAGCACAAUAUCGCUCUGCUUGUAAAAAAAGGUCCACUCGAGAGAUAACCGCAUUUGGGAGAGUCAGGACCGAGAUCACCGAUUAUUACCACGAUUGCUAUCGUGCGAGGGGCAUUGCAAACCUUCAAUUCAUCCAAUGGAUGGUCCUAGCCUUGAGUCAUCUUGUAACAGUUGACUCUCUGAAGUGCAUCCAUACAUUCGCUGCGGUG
Molecule: messenger RNA, 1074 nt
Organism: Thermothielavioides terrestris NRRL 8126
Lineage: Eukaryota; Fungi; Ascomycota; Sordariomycetes; Sordariales; Chaetomiaceae
Exons: 5
Coding region: 278-652 (124 amino acids)
Cellular component (GO): cytosol; mitochondrion
Molecular function (GO): deaminase activity
Source: RefSeq, a predicted model, not a curated record